AUGACCAAUGACCUUACCAUUGUGCAAUACAUGGAGUUUGUUGAGUUUAUGAUUGAUCAGCUACUAGAUAAUGACUCUGAUGAAGACUCUGAUAAGGAAUCAGAGAUCAGUGCUCAUAGCAGCUCAGAUAUCAGUAUAUGGACUGCAUUGCCAACAUGGCCAGACUCCCCAGUGUCCCCUACAUCGUCCAUCACAUCUGCCUUUUCGAUCAGCUCUCUGUCAUCGCUCUUGACAGCAUACUCUGAUGUUCUGUUGAGUGGUAUCCCAGACAUGUGUGAUCGGGUCUUUAUGCAGUUUGUUGAUGUAAUUGGGGCACUGCAUGAUGAGGUGGAGAAGUGUUGGGUGCUUAAUGUCCGUCUGUCUCUGAGCUGUGCACCCCAGCUACACUUGCUGCAAGAGUGGGCACUAUUAUUGCCUCAAAAGUUUCGCUGCAAGCUCUGUGUUGAUGCAGAUGUGUUUGAUGAAGUUAUGACAUUAAUUCAACCACACCCUAUCUUCUAUAACAAAUUGAAUAACCCACAACUCCCUGUCACAGUCCAGCUUGCCAUUUUUCUCAAUGGCAUUGACCAUUAUGACAAUGCCGCAACUACUGAAGAUAUAUCCGACUGGGUGGGAGUGUCUGUGGGGACCAUCUACAACUGCUACAAACAGGUGAUGAUCGUGAUAUUGCAAUUGCACGAUCAGGCCAUUAAUUUUGAUCCGCUCGACCAUGAGGAUCAGAUCAAGUGA
Molecule: messenger RNA, 729 nt
Organism: Suillus paluster
Lineage: Eukaryota; Fungi; Basidiomycota; Agaricomycetes; Boletales; Suillaceae
Exons: 1
Coding region: 1-729 (242 amino acids)
Source: RefSeq, a predicted model, not a curated record